Hypomesus transpacificus is the source of this 2060-nucleotide messenger RNA. It is a transcript of the gene cdc45, whose product is annotated as CDC45 cell division cycle 45 homolog (S. cerevisiae). Gene Ontology annotation, molecular function: DNA replication origin binding; single-stranded DNA binding; chromatin binding. Lineage: Eukaryota; Metazoa; Chordata; Actinopteri; Osmeriformes; Osmeridae. The record is from RefSeq and is a predicted model, not a curated record. Gene Ontology annotation, cellular component: DNA replication preinitiation complex. The coding region runs from base 133 to 1851 and encodes 572 amino acids. The transcript is spliced from 18 exons. Gene Ontology annotation, biological process: DNA replication initiation; double-strand break repair via break-induced replication; mitotic DNA replication preinitiation complex assembly.
AUUUCUAACAAGGAAAUAAACGCAUAACAAAAAAACUCGGCAGCAAACGAAGUAGUUAACCAGCUUGCCUCAAGUACAGUAUACAAAUUAUUUUUUGUUUUCGUUUCUGCUCCACAGUCCUGAAAAUCCAUAAUGUUCGUGACGGACAUUAAAAAAGAGUUCUACGAUGUUGUUGUCAACCAGAGAGUCGCACUGUUGGUCGCGUCGGACAUAGAUGCCCUGUGCGCCUGUAAGAUACUGCAGGCGCUGUUUCAGUGCGACCAGGUGCAGUACACCUUGGUGCCCGUCUCAGGUUGGCAGGACUUGGGCACAGCCUUCAUGGAACACAAGGAGCAGUUCCGUUAUUUCGUCCUGAUCAACUGCGGCGCCAACGUGGACCUGCUGGAGACGCUGCAGCCCGACGAAGACUCCGUCUUCUUCAUCUGUGACACGCACCGCCCCGUGGAUGUGGUCAACGUCUACAACGACAGCCAGGUGAAGCUGCUGAUCAAGCAGGACGACGACCUGGACGUGCCCUCGUACGACGACAUCUUCCGCGAGGACGAGGAGGAGGAGGGAGAGGGCGGCGGGGACUCCGGGAACGAGAGCGAAGCCGGCUCGGAGCCUUCCGGGAAACGGAGGCGGUUCGAUGAGGGAGCUGUGGAGCGGAGGAUUGAGCGCCAGAGGGCGAAGAGGGAGUGGGAGGCUCGCAGGCGAGAGAUCCUGUUUGACUACGAGCAGUACGAAUACCACGGCACCUCAGCUGCCAUGGUGAUCUUCGAGCUGGCCUGGGUGCUGACCAAAGACACCAAGGACAUGCUGUGGUGGGCCGUCAUUGGACUGACCGACCAGUGGGUUCACGACAAAAUCACUCAUAUGAAGUACGUGACGGACAUCGCCACCCUGCAGCGCCACGUGUCCCGUCACAACCACCGGAACGAGGACGAGGAGAACUCGCUCUCCAUCGACUGCAUGAGGAUCUCCUUCGAGUACGACCUGCGCCUGACGCUCUACCAGCACUGGUCGCUGUACGAGAGCAUCUGUAACUCCUGCUACACCUCCUGCAACUUCAAGCUGUGGUCCAUGCACGGCCAGAAGAAGCUGCAGGAGUUCCUGGCUGACAUGGGGCUACCGCUGAAGCAGGUGCGUCAGAAGUUCAACUCCAUGGACAUGUCCAUCAAGGAGAACCUGCGAGAGGUCAUAGAGGAGUCCGCCAAUAAAUACGGCAUGAAGGACAUCCGGAUCCAGACGUUUGGCGUCCAUUUUGGUUUCAAGAACCGUUUCCUGGCCAGCGACAUGGUGCACGCCGCCGCCGCCCUGCUGGAGAGCACGGAGAAGGACGAGGGGGCCGGGGACAACUUCAUCAAAGCCCUGGACUGCCUGUCCAGGAGUAACUUGGAGGGGCUCCAUCUGGGGAUAGAGCAGGCUAAGAGGAAGCUGAUGGCCGUCCAGCAGACUGUGGCCAGCUGCAUCUGCACCAACCUCAUCCUGUCCCAGGGCCCCUUCCUCUACUGCUACCUCAUGGAGGGUACCCCUGAUGUGAAGCUGUUCUCAAAGCCCAUGGCUCUAACUCUGCUCUGCAAGUACCUCCUCAAAGCCUUUGUCCGUUCGACCAGGAACAAGCGCUGUAAGCUGCUGCCCCUCAUCAUAGCGGCGCCCAUGAAGGCCGAGCAGGGCACCGUCAUCGUCCUGGGCAUCCCCCCGGAGUCGGAGACCUCCGACAAGAAGAAUUUCUUCGGCAGGGCGUUUGAGAAGGCUGCAGAGAGCACGAGCUCCAGAACGUUACACGACCACUUCAACACGUCCAUCGUAGAGCUGAAGAUGGAGGACCGGAGCAAGUUCCUGGACGCGCUGGUCACCCUGCUGUCCUAAACACAGCAGGGACCCUUCUGACUGGACCAGGACGCACGACAACCAAGCCGACGGAUGGUCCGUGCCAUGUGCAUAUUGUACAGCCAUCUUGUAAAUGUGUGUCCAUUUUUAAAUGUUUUAGCCCCAUGUAAAUAGUGCUCUUGUCUUUUUUUUUUCCCAUUGUCUGAGUGUUAGUGUCCAUAUAUCUAUAAUAAACGACAUUGUAAUGA